AUGCAGAUGGCUCCAGAGCUCGUUCUUCCAUUGUCCGAGCAUUUUCCAGGGCGUAUCAGCUACAGAGGGAGCAGGUACUUCACUGCUAUAAAGGAUAAGUUCGAAGCCUUUAAGUUGACUGAUAAGGUGAAGGAAAGUCCCUUCAGAUCUUUUUGGAAUGCCAGUGUUCUUCAAUUCUCCGGGGUGAUUGUGCAUCAACUGUUAUUGAGGAAAAAGAAAGUCAGUGAAGUUAAAAACGAUGAAGUGUGGUUUUACGUGGGUAAAACGGAAACCAGAUUUGGGAGGUCUGAGUUCGGUUUGAUCACAGGCCUAAAGAUGAGCGGUGGCCCCUCGACAGCAGAAUUGAAUACACAAUGUGAUUAUGAUCGGAUACUGCGGGACUAUUUCAACAAUGCGAAAAGGGUGGACUUCAAAACCCUUUGGCUAGCUUUUGAGGCGUGUGAUGUUGAAGAUGAUGCAUACAAGCUGGGUUUAUGUGCUUUUGUUGAAGGCGUUCUGUUGUCACGGUCCGAGAGUGUGUAUAUUUGGACUGAUAUGCUGAAGUUAGUUGAAAAUGUAGAUAACUUCUUCGAGUAUCCUUGGGGCCUCCUUUCUUAUCAGAAGAUGUUGUCUUCCACAGCUAAAAAUAUGCAGCAGCUACGGCAAAACUACCUGGAUAAGUUGUCGAGCAAGAAAGAUAAGAAGAAGAAGAAAUCCAAGAAGGAGAAAAAAGUUACUCAACUAGAAGCAAAGUACAAUGUGUACGGAUAUGCACCGGCCCUGCAAUAUUGGGCGUUUGAGGUCAUGCAAGAUGUGGGGAAGAAGUAUGGAUGGUUGUUCUUCAAAUCUUGCACCCUCGGAAUUAGGAGGUUGAAUACUGGAAGUCCAAUUGUGAGGGUGAAGUCCCCACGGUGA
This is a messenger RNA of Humulus lupulus (European hop), 894 nucleotides long. RefSeq lists its product as uncharacterized. The record is from RefSeq and is a predicted model, not a curated record. The coding region runs from base 1 to 894 and encodes 297 amino acids. The transcript is spliced from 2 exons. NCBI's taxonomy places the organism in Eukaryota, Viridiplantae, Streptophyta, Magnoliopsida, Rosales, Cannabaceae.